UGCUGAGCGUCCCGUUCGCGUAGAGAGCACGAGGAGAGGGAGGAGCCUGGAGGUUGUUUUUGCACCGGAGGCUGACUGGUUUCAGAGCGUGGCUGUCGCCCGGCAGAUCAUCAGUAGAACAACCUGAAAGAAGAAAUUUUCCAAGAGAAAUUUGAAAGUGAAAGAAGAUAAAUGACAGUGGAUACAGAAAACAAUAUAAGAAUUUUACUUCAUUUAUUGUUUUCAUAAAUUCAUUCAAUUAAACUCCUUUGAACACUCACUCUAUACUAGGUAUAGAGCAGUGAAUGAAACGGACAGUAUUUCUUGCUCAGAUACAGAGCUUCUGAUGAUGUUUUCUAGCUUCAGUGUGUUCAGAAUCGGAGUCUCUUUUGUCUUGAUGUGCGUUUUAACCAAGGCGACCGUCGUCCCUGUGCCAGAAUUGAGUCCUCAGAGAUAUUUCAGUACACUGCAACCAGGAAAAGCCUCACUAGCUUAUUUUUGUCAAGACGCCCCAAUGCACAAACCAAGGGAGAGAAAGCACCCAGACUUCCCCAAUCUGACUUCUUGCACCUUCAUUUUCAACCUUAUAUCCAUCCAAGGCAUCCUUGUUUCUUACGUAAAUUGUGUCCAAGAAGAAACAGCAAAAUACUGUGGGAAAGAAAAGGAUCUGAUGAAAGCAUAUUUAUUCAGGGGCAACAUACUACUCAGAGAAUUCCCUCCUGAUACCCUGUUUGAUGUGAAUGCUGUCGUUGCUCAUGUUCUCUUUGCUCUCCUUUUUAAUGAAGUAAAAUAUAUUGCUACUCUGGAAGACCUCCAGAACAUAGAAAAUGCUCUGAAAGGAAAAGCAAAUAUUGUAUUUGCAUAUGUAAAAGCCAUCGGAACAUCAGAGCACAGAGCAGUCAUGGAAGCUGCUUUUGUGUAUGGGACCACCUACCAAUUUGUUUUAACGACAGAAUUUGCACUUUUGGAAAGUAUUGGAACUGAAGAUAUAGAGUAUGCACAUCUCUACUUUUUCCACUGUAAACCCGUCUUGGACUUCACCCAGGAAUGUAGGAAAACUCUAAUGGAACAGUCACUGACUACACUGAACAUUCAUCGGUUUAUGAAGACAAUGGAGGCACCUCUGCUGACCGAAGUUGCUGAAGAUCCUCAGCAAGUUUCAACUAUUCAUCUCCAGCUAGGAUUACCCUUGGUGUUUAUUGUUAGUCAGCAAGUAACAUAUGCAGCUGAUAGAAGAACUGCCGAAUGGGUUGCUUGGCGUCUUCUGGGGAAAGCUGGAGUUCUCCUCUUACUAAGGGACUCUUUGGAAGUGAACAUUCCUCAGCACACGAAUGUGAUCUUCAAAAGAGCAGAAGAGGGAAUGCAAGUGGAAUAUUUGGUACUACAUGAUGUUGAUUUAAUAAUAUCCCAUGUGGAGAAUAAUGUACACACUGAAGAAACCCAAGAAGAGGAAGAGGAAGACGAUGAGCUAGAAGGUCCAGAUAUUGAUAUUCAAGACGAUGAAGUGGCUGAAAGUGUUUAUAGAGAUAGGAAGCGGCGCUUGCCUUUGGAACUCACAGUGGAACUCACGGAAGAGACAUUUAGCAGGACAGUCAUGGCUUCUGACAGCAUCGUGCUCUUCUAUGCCAGUUGGGAAGCAGUGUCCAUGGCAUUUCUACAGUCAUAUGUUGAGGUAGCAGUUCAAUUGAAAGGCACAUCCAAUAUGCUACUCUGUAGAAUAAACUGUGGAGAUUGGUCUGACAUAUGUACUAAGCAAAAUGUUACUGAAUUUCCUGUGAUAAAGAUGUACAAGGAAGGUGAGAACCCAGUAUCUUAUGUUGGUAUGCUAGGAACUGAAGAUCUCCUAAAAUUUAUACAGCUCAAUAGGAUUUCAUGCCCAGUGACUAUAACAUCUAUCCAAGAAGCAGAAGAAUAUUUAAGGGGGAAAUUAUAUGAAGAAUUGAUCUCCUAUUCCAGAGUGUCAAUACUAGGAAUAUUUAGCCCAACUAUGAUCACAGCCAUAGAAAACUUCACUAAAGCAGGAAAUUCUCUAAGAGGAUAUGUCCUCACUGGAAUUUAUUCUGAAGAAGAUGUUUUGUUAUUGUCAGAUAAAUAUGCUACAACUGUUCCAGCCUUGCUCCUUGCCAGACACGAAGAACGGCAUACAGUGAGCAUGCCAUUAAGUAGCACUAGUGCUCAAGACAUAGUGCAAAUAAUAACAGAUGCAUUACUGGAAACAUUUCCAGAAAUCACUGUGGAAAAUCUUCCCACGUAUUUACGGCUUCAGAAACCAUUACUUAUUUUGUUUAGUGAUGGUAGCAUAAAUCAUAAGUAUAAAGAAGUGAUGGCAGCACUGAUAAAACAAAAACAUUUGGAUUCACUUACCCCUUGCUGGCUAAAUCUAAAGAAUACUCCUGCAGGAAGAGGAAUUCUGCAAGUGUAUUUUGACCUUCUGCCUCCCCUUCCACUUCUUGUGUUGGUGAAUCUGCAUUCAGGUGGUCAAGUGUUUGCAUUUCCUUCAGACCAAUCCAUAACUGAACAAAACCUUUUAUUGUGGCUUAAGAAAUUUGAAGCAGGACUAGAAAGACAUAUCAGAGUUUUAUCUGCUGCAGAAUGGAAACCCCCUCUUCCCGCUUAUGAUUUUCUAAGUAUGAUAGAUGCUGAAACAUCUCAACAUGCCCCCAGGAAAGAUCCUGAAUGUAUGAAAGAAACCGAUGUGCAGGAGAAUUAUAAGGAACAACAUGAAGAUACAUCAAAAGUCACAAUAAAGCACCUGCGUAAUCGUAAUUGGUUUGAAGUAGAAAAAGCUUUUUUGCCUGAUAAAGAGUUAUGAUAUGCAAAACAUUGCAUAGAGUUGUGGGAAAUUUCAAAAUUUCUUUUAGCUUAUUUUGUAACUUCAGAAUUUCUUUCUAUAAAAAUAAUAAAUAUUUGAUGUUUCUAUAAUAAUACUGUUCAA
Messenger RNA from Echinops telfairi (small Madagascar hedgehog), 2914 nucleotides. It is a transcript of the gene TXNDC16, whose product is annotated as thioredoxin domain containing 16. The transcript is spliced from 21 exons. NCBI's taxonomy places the organism in Eukaryota, Metazoa, Chordata, Mammalia, Afrosoricida, Tenrecidae. The coding region runs from base 326 to 2791 and encodes 821 amino acids. The record is from RefSeq and is a predicted model, not a curated record.